Molecule: messenger RNA, 1322 nt
Organism: Epinephelus fuscoguttatus (brown-marbled grouper)
Lineage: Eukaryota; Metazoa; Chordata; Actinopteri; Perciformes; Serranidae
Exons: 9
Coding region: 177-1097 (306 amino acids)
Source: RefSeq, a predicted model, not a curated record
ACCACAAGUGGGAUUUUGGUGGCGCUGUUUCCCCCCUUUCUUUACAGUAAGGAGACGUUAUCUCUGUGAGUGACAGACAGAACAACAGCAGCAGUAAACAGAGAGCAGUGGGCUUUUUCCAUUUCGCGGUGUUUUUUAUCACAGUAAACAAAGAGUCAUACUCGUCAAACGAGAUAAUGAAGAAGUCCUUCAGCUUCUUCCCAGGAAGGAUGACAGUGUCCUUCAGGAAGGGUCCAUCUGGCCAUCUGCGGCAGGACCCCUCAGAUGAGGCCAUGAGAAUUAAAAAAAACCCUUCUCUUCAGGACAAGUCUCCCCCUCAGAGACAUGACCUUGUGAGGUCUAAUGCUCUCACUGCGGUCCUUCAGCGGGGGGGUGAUGUGUCGGACCGACAGGAGGUGAUGGGGGAGUACAUGCUGCAGUUUGGAAAAUACAAGGGGAAACCAUACAGGUGGCUCCUUGAAAAUGAUGUCGGCUACACCAUCUACCUCAUCAAUAAGGUAGAAGAGGAGGAGAGAGCUGGGACCUUCAACCCCCAAGGGAACAGCAAGGACAGCCUGCUGUCAUUCCUGGACUAUGCCAGGAGCUUCCAGGAAAUUGAGGACCUGAGGGAGUACCUUCUCUCCAGGAAGCCUGCGCCACCAGUCUCAUCAGAGGGGGACAAUGUAGUUGGCUUUGGAGCCAGGGCCAAGCACACCUGGAGGCAGAUCUGGGAGAGCAGGGAGGACGGUUACGCUGCCUUUAUUGUCGGAGUAAAGUGUGUUAAAAACAGCAAGAUGUACAACCUGCAGCAGUACCUCCUCCAGCAGCAGAGGGCUGAGUCCUGUCCACCGCCUGCAGAAGUCUCCUCUACAUCGGCUGCUUCCACACACACAUCUAGAUCUCUUGUGAUGGAGGAGGAUGAGGAGCUGGAGAGAGCGAUGUUAAACCUGCCUCCAUCUGAAUUUGACAUUGAAUUCAAGCCACCAGCAGAAGUCUCCAGUGCCCCAGCUGUAUCUCUAUCAACAGGAAUUAACAUGUCAGCGAUGAUGCUCACAGGACAAAGCCAACAGCUACAGCUACUGUUUCCAGACCUGCUGAGCCUAGUGACCCCCCUGUGAAAGCUACAGUGAAGACCCCACUGCCAGUCCCUCCUCAGCUGCUUGCCAUUGCUCCACAACUAGAAGAGCAGACGCCCAAAGUGUUUAGACAAACACAUGAAAAGCCAGUCUCCCACAGUUCAUCUUCUGGGCCUGGGAUAACAGCAGCUCCAUGUCUUCCUGAAGAUUCAUCAUUACAGAAUAUUGCCCCUGUGGAAGCACAAAUAGACACUGUCCUUGAUGAAG